Geodia barretti is the source of this 1038-nucleotide messenger RNA. The record is from the annotation of a GenBank genome assembly. Lineage: Eukaryota; Metazoa; Porifera; Demospongiae; Tetractinellida; Geodiidae.
AUGGAAGAUAUUCUGCCCAGCUUGAAAGAGUGGCAGACCCUGGGCGAAGAGAUUGCCCUGGCUACGGUAAUCCGGGUGGAGCGAUCGGCCCCCCGGCCACCGGGAGCGCGGCUUGGCGUAACCCGCGGUGGCCGGAUGGUCGGGUCGGUUAGCGGCGGCUGCGUGGAGUCGGACGUAAUCGAGCGGGCGAUGCAAACGCUGGACUCGGGCAAGCCGGUAGUGGCCAACUACGGCAUCGCCGACGAGUUGGGCUUUCAAGUCGGGCUGAGCUGCGGCGGUUCCAUUGACGUGCUGAUUGAACCCUAUGUCCCGACGGCAGAGUGGGAUGCCUUGACCCAGGCAGUGGUGGGCCGGCAGCCCGCCGUAUUUGCCGUAGGCCUGGCCCCGAAAGCGCUGCUGGGGCGUAAGCUGACGAUUCUGCCGCCUGCAGAGUCUAUCGGGGCAAUUGCGCCUGAACUGGACGAACAACUGGCCAGGGCGGGCAGCCUGCUGCUGGAAACCGGGGGCACCAGGCUGGUAACCCUGCCCUGGCAAGGGGAGGAAGCGCAGGUGUUUCUGGAGGCAUUUGCCCCCCUGCCCAGCAUGGUGAUUUUCGGGGCCACCCACACCGCCAUCUCCCUCAGCCGUCUCGCGGAAGAGGUGGGCUUCCAGGUAACGGUAAUCGAUGCCCGCAGCGCCCUGGCUACCGAGGAACGCUUCCCGUCCGUCCACCGGCUGAUUCGGUCCUGGCCGGAGGAGGCCUUGGCCGAAACCCCUUUGAGCAGCAACUCCUACGUGGUGGUGCUGACCCACGACCCCAAAUUUGACAUCCCCGCCCUGGGCUGCGCCCUCCGUUCCAAGGCCAGGUACAUCGGCGCGCAAGGCAGCCGGGUAACCCAGGAGGCCCGCAGGAAGAAGCUGCUGGAGGACGGGUUUACCGAGGCAGAUCUGGAGCGGAUAAGGGCGCCCAUAGGCUUGGACAUAGGCUCCCGCACACCGGCGGAGUUGGCACUGUCCAUCCUGGCGGAGUUAGUGGCGGUCCGGUACGGGAAGGCGUAG